AGAUCAUGCUAAAUAUUUAGAACAUGUAUGUUUAAGGAUUGGUAUUUUCUAAGGUCUUUUUGCAAGACUUGAUAACUAUAAAGUCUUAGGUAUUAUGAUUACUGCAUCUCAUAACCCAAUAUAAGAUAAUGGAAUAAAAAUAACUGAUUUUGACGGUAACAUGAUUCGAAAUUAACUCGAAAAAGAAUUAGAGAAAUUUGUAGUUGAACCAUGUAUUAAUAAAGCUAUAAAUCAAAUUCUUGAAGUACUACAUAAUUUACCAGGCUAUAAUUUAAAUAAUAAAGGUUUAGUUUUUGUAGGAAGAGAUACAAGACCUUCUAAUGAAAUAUUAGUUCCUUUAAUAGAAAAAGGGCUUACAUCAGUUAAUUGCUAAUUUAUAGAUGUUGGUAAAGUAACAACUCCUAUGUUACAUCACAAUGUAUGGUACUUUAAUUGUUUUUAACAUCAUUUAACUCGAGAAUCUUGGGCAGAAUAAUUUACAUCAAGUUAUUUUGAUGUUUAUUGGGGUUUUUUAACUAAUUUAUGUAAGGUUUAGGAUAUAAAAAGAAAGAUAAUGAAUAUAUUCUUUUAGAUAUUUCAAAUGGAGUUGGUGGUUUAAGAAUAGGACCAUUCAAAGUUGCUAUAUAGAAAUACUUUAAUUUUGAUGUAUUAAAUGAUAAAAAUUAAGAAUAACUAAAUGUUGGAUGCGGUGCUGAAUUUGUUCACAAAGAAUAAUAAUAUCCUCUUGGAUUUGUGGAAAGAUUAAAAACUUUUCCCGAUCUUAAAAAUGUUAGAUGUGUUAGUUAUGAUGGUGAUUCUGAUAGAAUUGUUUAUUUGUACUUUUAUAUAUAUAUAAUAAUUUUUUUAUAUAAAUAAAAAUAAAGCUUACCAACAAAUGAUUUAAAAUAAAUUAGAUUAAUGGAUGGUGAUAAAAUGAUAUCUUUAUUUGCUUUAUAUUUUAAAACUGCGUUAAAUAACCUUGAAAAAGCAGUAGAAGCGGCAAACAAUACAGGAGAUGUCAAAAUAUAAGACUUAAAACCAAAGCAUUGGAAUAUUGGAAUGGUAUAAACACCUUAUGCUAAUGGAUCUUCUUCUAUUUACUUAAAGGAAAAAUUAGGAUUAAAUGUUUUUUUUCACCUAAUGGAGUAAAAAACCUACACCCUAAUGCGCAUAAAAAUGAUAUUGGAAUCUAUUGCGAAUCAAAUGGGCAUGGAACAUUUCUUGUAUCGGAAAAAAGAACCGAAGAAUUACACUAGGCAAUUCUUUAAUUAAAAAAGGCCAAAGCUCGAAAUGAGGAAAAUUCUAAAAUUCUUCAUGAUUGUUUGUAUUAAGCUGAAUAACUUUAUAGAUAUAUAAGAAUUUGCAAUUAAAGUGUAGGUGAUUCUAUUACCAAUAUGCUUUGUAUUGAAGCUGCAAUGGCAGCUCUUAACUUUAGUCAUGAAGAUUAUAUUGGAAUGUAUGAUGAUUUAAAAUGCAAAAAUACUAAAGUUGUUGUUAAAGAUAAAAGCAGAAUAAAAGUUUCUUAUCCUGAAGACAAAGUUUUAGAACCUAAAGAAUUGUAAGAUAAAUUAGAUGCCAUUGUUGCUUUACAUCCUGGAAGUAGGGCUUUUAUUAGGCCUUCAGGUACUGAAGAUAUUGUAAGAAUUUAUGCAGAACAUAAAGACAUGGAGACUGUUGAUAAAGUUUCUUAAGAAAUAGCUUAAAUGAUUUUGAAAGAUAAAAUUAUUAAUUGAAAAUAUUUUUGAAAAAAUAAAGCAAU
Messenger RNA from Ichthyophthirius multifiliis, 1738 nucleotides. Its product is annotated as n-acetylglucosamine-phosphate mutase, putative. Gene Ontology annotation, biological process: UDP-N-acetylglucosamine biosynthetic process. Lineage: Eukaryota; Ciliophora; Oligohymenophorea; Hymenostomatida. The transcript has 5 exons. The record is from RefSeq and is a predicted model, not a curated record. Gene Ontology annotation, molecular function: phosphoacetylglucosamine mutase activity.